AUGGAACCAAGUACCGUUAUGCUUUUAUCUAAAUCAUCUGAAAAUUAUAUUUGCCUAAUGUGUGUGGAUUCAUUUCAUUCAAAGAAUGAAUUUUUCAAUCAUCUCGGCAUUGAACAUGAUUUCUUGGAUUUGUUACAUCAUAAGAAUCAAUCCUUUAUCAGUACACAAUUUGAUUGGAUUCGAUUUGUAAAUUAUGUUCGGAGGAAUAAACCACAUGAUUUACGACAAGCGUUCUAUGAUGGUGAAUGGAAGACAGAUUCAUUAGAACUACUUUAUCCAGUCCUGUCUGACGAUGAAGUUCUGUCUAUCGAUAUUCUUGAUUUUCAAAUGCAAACUACAGUAACACCGACACCACCGACAAUCUCAAAUAACUCAAAUUCCAAUGGACACGAAGAUGAUAUUACAAUUUUAUCGCCUAAUUCACAUAUUGCUAAUUAUUUAUGCUUGAUAUGCUCGUGUAAAUUGGCGUCAACAACGGAAUUUUUUUUACACCUAACUUUAAAACAUGAUUGUAUAAAUUUUCUGGAUGGAGAGUAUCAUUCAGUGUUCAAUGACCAUUUCAAUUGGAUUCGAUUUGUUAAUUAUGUUCGAAGAAAUAAACCAUCAAAUUUACGUGAAGCAUUUGCAUCAAUGGCUUGGAAAACUGAUUCAUAUGAAUUACUGUAUCCAGUGUUAAUGGAUGAUGAAGUGCUGUCUAUUGAUAUGAGUGAAUUAAUUAUACCUAACGGUAAUUCAACGGAUUCAGAAUAUGAUUCAGAUGGUUGGCAAGAAGUUACAGUGCCUGAUUCAGCUUCACCAGAAAAAUAUAUCUGUUUAGUGUGUGAUGUACAUUGUGAUUCUGUAGUUGGAUUUUUUCGUCAUCUCACUAUACAACACGAAUGGGUUAACCUAUUAGAUGGUGAAGGCAGAAGUAUAUUCAAUGAUCAAUAUGAUUGGAUUCGUUUUGUAAAUUUUGUGCGUAAAACUAAACCAACUGAUUUACGUCAAGCGUUUUUUGAUAUGGUUUGGAAAACAGAUUCCCUUGACUUACUUUAUCCUGUCUUAACAGAUGAUGAGGUUUUAUCAAUUGAUAUUGAAUCAUAUUUGGUAGAUAAAAGCCAAAAUGAACAAAUUGUUAAUGGAACAGUGCUAUCAAAUGAAUUAACUGCUGCUGCGGCUGGUACUACUAAUUUCAGAGAUCUCAUUAUUGAGCGACCAUCACAGGAAAUGUCACGACUAAUAGAAGAGAAUAGAACGUUACGUGCACAGCUGAAUAAUUGCAAACUUCUACUUUCAAAUAUGGCUAAAGAGCCAGUAAGAACAAAAUCAUCUAGUCGUUCACCAGAUCGUAAGUCAGAUAUCAUCGAACCGAAUGAUUCUUCGUAUUUUGGAUCUUAUGGUCAUUUUGAGAUACAUGGUGAAAUGAUAAAUGAUCGAAUACGUACUGAUUCUUAUGUGAAUUUUAUUUUAUCUAACUCUAACAAGUAUUUUAAGGACAAGAUAAUCUUAGAUGUUGGAUCUGGUUCAGGUAUACUAUCUAUGAUUGCUUCAAAAGCUGGUGCUAAACAUGUUUAUGGUGUAGAGGCAGCUGAUGAGAUAUAUGCAGCUUCACAUGAAACUUUAAGGGUGAAUAAUCUCCUCGAUCGUAUUACAAUUAUACAUGGUCAAGCAGAGUCUGUUGAACUUCCUGUUAAAAAGGUUGAUGUUAUUAUCUCAGAAUGGAUGGGAUAUUUUCUAUUCUUUGAAUCAAUGCUUGAUUCUGUGCUGAAUAUUGCUUCAAAAUAUUUAUCCCCAGAUGGAUAUAUAUUCCCACGUCAUUAUACACUUCAUCUAUUGGGUGUGCAAUGCUCAGAUAAAUUACGUCAACGUCGACUGGAGCAUUGGAGUAAUGUUUAUGGAUAUAAUAUGCCAGCAUUGCGUCGUGCUGCAUUGAGUGAAGCUCAUAUAUUGAAUUUAACAAAUGAACAAACUCCAUCCUCACCAUCAUUAUGCUCACCAGAUGUGUCACAGGCAUCCUUACAAUCAUCAUUCGCCACUUGCUCAUCAGCAUCAGGGACAACAACUUCACCGAUGACAAUAUUAACUUCUCAGCCGUAUAAAUUAAUCGAUUUAGACUUGUGUGAUAUGCAUAAACAACGCGUUUAUCAUUUAACAAAUAACUCUUCUAUAUUAUGUGAAGAAAAUUUUAGUUUACUUAUACAACCAUCGAAUCUAUCAACAAGGAUAAGUGAUACUUUUAAAUUAGAUGCUAUUGUUGGCUAUUUCAAUGUACGUUUUGAUGAUGCAGCAGAUGUCAAGGUUGAAUUUUCAACAUCACCGACUGCUCCUUUGACACACUGGAAACAAACACUGUUGUUCUUAGAUAAACCAAUUCAUGUUAAGCAGAGUGAUUUAGUCACUGGGAAGAUAACAAUUCGUCGUGCAACACUCGAUAAUCGUGGAUUGGAGAUUACCUUGAAGAUUAACGGGACAGCGGAUUAUCCUGAAGAUCUCACAUGUUUUGCCAAGUCAGAUUUCAAUCAUGUUCAAUGGAUUAAUGAAGCGUUGAAACCGUAUGCCUCUGAUCCAAAUUACUUGGAUCAGAAAGUAUCUGAUUUGGUUUUACAACUUCAGAAUCAAAUGAAGGAUGUUAUGCAAACAUUAGAUCAUACAUGUCAAGAGGCAAUUUCUUUUGUUCCACGUGUUCUACGUGAAAUGGAAUCAGUCAAAACCGAUGCAAUAAUAUUGGAUUCUGAUUUGAAAUCACUACAACAUGAUAAUCUUCAAAUGGAUAAUAAUAGUCAAAGUAUUGUUACUUCACUUGUUGAAUUGGAUAGAACACGAAGAAAUGCUCAGUCAGCUGCAGAUGCUCUACGUGAAACAGAUCGUUGGAUUAAUUUAAUUCAGUGUAUCAACGAGUUAUUUGAAACGGAAGACUUUGACCAGCUUUGUUCCACUAUUGAAUCUAUGGAUCAGUGUUUAAUUUCAUUGAUCUAUGUGAAUGACUAUGAAGAACGUGUCAAAGCUGUUGAUAAAUAUAAAAACAACUUAGAAAGUUUAAUUGCACCACAAAUAAUUCAAUCCUUAGAUGAAUUGAAUUCAAUUAUAAUGCAAAAUAUACAUGUGAUGAUGAACAAUGGAGGAGAUGGUGACGAAGAAAACGACUAUGGAAGUGAUUAUUAUACGUCACUGCCGUCGCUGACAUCACUGUCAACCACGACAACGACGAAGACAUCGACAUCUGUACAACCAUUCAAUGAUUAUCGUAAAUGUCUGAGGAAAACGAAUCAUUUACUAAAUUUAUUAUUUCGUAUUGGACGUGAAAAUGCUGCUAGAAAAUAUUACACUAAUUGGCUGAAAGAUCAGUUGACUAGUUUUUGGAAUCGCAGUAUGUCUCAAACAACAACAACAGAAUCAGCCACAUUAACAAUGACAACAACGGCGGCAACUACAGAUACAAUCUUGUUAACAUCACUUGUUCAAGAUUUAUCUGCCUAUCCAUCUAAUUUAAUCGGAGUUGAGAAACCAACAAAGAUGAAUUAUUUAUCGUUAACAGUUUCUGAGAGUGAUAAAAAUUCAUCAAUUAGUAUCAAGAAUAUAAUAUAUUUCUAUGCAUUAUUAAUUAUUUUCUUCAAAGGUCAGUUAAGAGCCAAAUUAUUUACAGCACCACAGAAAGAACAAGAUUCAACUCGGCCAUCUUAUCCAAUUGGAAUACUUGUAGAUUUUACUGAGUCGUUGGAGUCGCUUAAAUCAUUUCAAAAAUUUACUAAUUCAAUAUCUGAUUAUCAUUUACUUGGAUGUUUGUUCCGGGUAACUGUGAAAUGUUUACAUUGUUUUGAAGAACUUCUAGUUCCAAUUUAUUCUGACAUUACACGGAGUAGUCAAUGUUCCAAUGAUGUGAAUAGUUUUGCUAGUAAUGAUAGUGAUAAUCAUCAUCAUAACAAGGUCAAAGAUAAUUUUGUUGAAAAUUUCAAAAAUGCUUUCACUCGAUUCAUUCAAACAAUGAUCAAUCCAUUUAUAAGUCUACCAGAAUUAUUUGCUAAGCAUAUACGUCAACAGUUUGAUCAAGAGUUGAAUAAAUUGAAUAUUACAGUCGGCAACAAUCCAUCUGAUGUAUGGAAAAAGUUAAAUGAAGAUGUUGUCAGUCGAUCACUCGGUUUAUUUUAUGAUGCAAUUAACUUGUGUCUGGAAGCAACUGGUGCUAUAAGUACACCAUAUAUACUGGAUAUUAUUCAUUCCUAUUGGGAUUCACUUAUUGCUAAAUGGAUGGUAUGGAAUAAUUGGAUUGAAAAACAGUUAGUUAAAUCUGAUUCUGAUUUGGGCUAUAAUCAAGCCUACGGUUUUAUGUGGGUAAUAAAGUUUGCACAUUUAACAGGUGAUUUAAGCUCACAGUCUGAUACUUUUGUUGAAUAUGCCAUGUCAAAAUGUACAGAUUGGUUGUCACAAGUUUUAAAUGCUGAUGAAAAUAUAAUCACACCUACAGAGAAGAAUACCCUGGCCUUCAGUAGUAGUACUGAAAAUGAUAAUAGUAGCAGUAAUAAUACCACCAAUAAUCUGCCCUCUCGUAUACCAAAUAUCCUUCUCUGCAUCCUACGUCAAUUAAUUUUCAAACAAUCAUCAGAAUGUCAACAUUCAAUCAAAAUUAUAGCACAUUCAUCUGGUCUCACAGCAGCACCACCAAAUGAAAUGAUAAAUCAUCAAAAGACAUUGACCAGUUCAACAGUGCUGAAAACACGUUCUAAUUUGCAUGGAUUUCAUAAGUCGAGUUCUAUGCUAUGUCGCGCUACAGUUGGUAUUGUACGUCAAGUUGCUUUAGCCCCAAUACGUUAUUAUUUAAGACCUGUAAAAGAUUUAACCAUCUGGUUCACUUAUCCAAAUAAUGGAGAAGUAUGUCUACCGGAUAUGGCGUAUCUACCUCAGGAUUACAUCACUCAAAUUGGUCAGUAUCUGUUUAUGCUACCAGGUCAAUUGGAACCGUACUUAUCAACUGGUACUGAUACGAGUCUUGAAAUAACUGAAGAAAGUCAAUUUGAUGAUUCGCCACCGUCAUUAUCAUCUACCGGGUUAACACAAUGUUUAUAUUUAGGUGACUUAGAGACUAGUUAUACAAUUACAUCGCAUAAAAUAAGCGAAAGUCAACAACAACAGCAGCAGCAGGUGUCGCCAACAACAUCUUCGGCAUUACAACAACAGGAAGCCAGUGGAACAACAACAACAACGUCAAAAACAGCUCGUAAACGGCUAUUGAGUAGUAAUUUUAGUCAUCAAAUGAAAUCUACUCCAGACAAUAAUACUAAAACACCGAAUGAGUCAUUUGUCUACUAUUGGUUAGAGAAUUUAAUUUCUGUUAAUGUCUGUGAUCUUAUUAUUAAUACAAUCUUACAAAUUGGUAUGAAUAAGUCUGCUGUGAAACCAUCAAAAACAUCUGCUGUAAGUAAAACUUCAAAAUCGAAUGGCGAUGAAGAUGUCGACGGAGACGAAAGUGAUAAUGAUGCAGACGACCAACCGCUACUUACUAAACAUGGUUUAAAACAAUUGGAUGUAGACUUGGGUUAUCUGUUCAGUAUGCUACACGAUUUAGGCGUUACUGUUCCGAGUAAUCUGCAAACAUUACGUGAUUUAAUCAAUUGUGAUGCAGAACAAUUCCCCAAGUUAUGCGCUGAUCGUCCACCUAAAAUUGUAAAUACCGUAGCUAAUUUCCGUGGUUUUUAA
This is a messenger RNA of Trichobilharzia szidati, 5670 nucleotides long. The record is from the annotation of a GenBank genome assembly. Lineage: Eukaryota; Metazoa; Platyhelminthes; Trematoda; Strigeidida; Schistosomatidae.